This is a messenger RNA of Racocetra fulgida, 439 nucleotides long. Lineage: Eukaryota; Fungi; Glomeromycota; Glomeromycetes; Diversisporales; Gigasporaceae. The record is from the annotation of a GenBank genome assembly.
GUGAUCAAAAAUAUUAUACACGCGUUGCACUAGGCGCUUAUUCGAAUCCUAUGGUUUGUGUUCAUAAAAACUUCCGUUGCAUAUUGGUACUUGAUGAAAAAAAUGUAGACUUUGCAGAUCCGCCACUUCUAAACCGAUUCGAAAAGCAAAAAAUGUCAAUCAAUGAUAUCUUGAAUGAUGAUAUGAAAAGAAUGGUAGAGGAGCUUGCAAAUUGGACAAAACAUAUAUCAUCAUGUGUUAAAGAAGAUAUGUCUUUUCUAGAUUUUAACGAGCAUGACAUUUUUGUUGGAUUCAAUAAAGAAGAGACGUUACAAAGCUUGGUUAUUCUUAACAGCAACAAUUUGCAAAUAAAAGAUGAAAAGGAUAUUCUUGACAAAUGUAAAGAACAAUUAUUAGGAAUUGCUUUAUCAGAUGGAAUUGUGCGAUCAAAAAGAUCAAU